Messenger RNA from Arabidopsis lyrata subsp. lyrata, 1332 nucleotides. RefSeq names its product beta-glucosidase 3. Gene Ontology annotation, biological process: carbohydrate metabolic process. NCBI's taxonomy places the organism in Eukaryota, Viridiplantae, Streptophyta, Magnoliopsida, Brassicales, Brassicaceae. The record is from RefSeq and is a predicted model, not a curated record. Gene Ontology annotation, molecular function: beta-glucosidase activity.
GAAGAUGUGAAGUUGAUGGUGGACACUAACUUAGAUGCGUUCAGAUUCUCCAUGUCUUGGUCUAGGCUAAUACCUAAUAGAAAAGGCCCUGUUAACCAGAAGGGUCUACAAUUCUACAAGAAUCUCAUCCAAGAAUUAAUAAACCAUGGAAUUGAACCAUAUGUUACACUGCACCACUUCGAUCAUCCCCAAUAUCUUGAGGACGAAUAUGGAGGAUGGCUCAACCACACGAUCGUCGAAGACUUUACUGCUUAUGCAGAUGUUUGCUUCAGAGAGUUUGGAAACCACGUCAAAUUCUGGACCACGAUCAACGAGGGCAAUAUAUUCUCUAUUGGAGGUUACAGCAUUGGGGAUUCACCGCCUGGUCGUUGUUCAAAACCAGACCAAAACUGCUUAUCAGGGAACUCUUCCACUGAACCAUAUAUUGUAGGCCACAAUUUGUUGCUUGCGCACGCCUCUGUUUCAAGACUAUAUAAGCAAAAGUACAAGGAUAGGCAGGGAGGUUCCGUUGGCUUUAGCAUAUUGACGAUAUGGUUUACUCCUUUUACAAGCUCCAAAGAUGAUGCCAUUUCAACUCAAAGAGCCAAUGAUUUCUUCAACGGCUGGAUGCUUGGUCCUCUUAUAUAUGUCUAUCCAGAUACAAUGAAAAGAAUCGUUGGAACAAGACUGCCCAUUUUCUCGGAGGAAGAAUCAGAACAAGUUAAAGGCUCAUCUGACUAUAUAGGAAUCAAUCACUAUCUUGCAGCUUCUAUCACAAACAGCAAACUGAAACCUUCUAUUUCAGGAAACCCUGAUUUCUUCUCAGACAUGAACGUAUUUUUGAGUUGGACAGUCUUUGCGAAUUUUUCAUCUUCCGAGUUGUUUUGUUUUUGUUUGGAUAAAUAUGAUGUUGCUCCAUGGGCUGUAGAAGCUGUCCUGGAGUAUGUAAAGCAGAGCUAUGGCAAUCCUCCUGUCUACAUUCUUGAGAAUGGUCGACCGAUAAAGCAAGAUUCGCAGCUGAAAGAGAAGGACACACCAAGGACUGAGUUCUUACAAGCUUACAUUAGAAAAAAUAUUACUACUUGUAGGAAUGGAUCGGACAGGUGAGGCUACUUCGUAUGGUCACUUAUGGAUUUAUACGAGAUUAACGGGGGAUACGAGGUUGGUUAUGGAUUGUUUGCUGUCAAUUUCAGUGAUCCUCAUCGCAAGAGAUCUCCCAAACUCUCUGCUCAUUGGUACUCUGAUUUUCUCAAAGGAAAAAGCGCUUCUCUUGGUUCUCAAGGCAUCACGGAAUUGCAAAUUAAAGUAACUUAUCUUCUUCCUCCUAGUAGUGAAUUGCAUUAUAUGUUCUGA